UAGAGAUGUUCUCUACCAGUAUAGCCCUAUAGGCCUAGGCCCUUUUCAUCUUUAACCACCAGCUGCUCUGCUGCACUCAGGCCUCAAACACAGCGGUCUCCCUCGUAUGGCCAGGGUAUCAUGGGUGGUGUCCAUGCUGUUACUGCUGAUGCUCUGCUCUCCAGGGGGGUCUUCGGUCCCCCUCAAGCAUCUGUGUGGUUCCCACCUGGUGGACGCCCUCUACUUUGUGUGUGGAGAAAGGGGCUUUUUCUACAAUCCGAGCCGGACCCACAAGCGGGAUGUGGAACAUCUGCUCGGGUUCCUGUCUAAAAGGGCCAGACAGGACCAGCGACUGUGGAGGGCUUUGUCGGGCCGCGACGAGCCCAAAGUGAAGAGAGGGAUCGUGGAGCAGUGCUGCCACAAGCCGUGCAGCAUUUACCACCUGGAGGGCUACUGCGACUGACUCGCCACUUCACAACGAGCACCACUCAUAGCCUGUAAAAAGGUCCCGAAGUCAAUUUCUGGCCUGAUACUUGCUGGCUAUGUCUUAUCAACUGAAGGAA
Messenger RNA from Oreochromis aureus, 542 nucleotides. RefSeq names its product preproinsulin b (gene insb). The transcript is spliced from 3 exons. NCBI's taxonomy places the organism in Eukaryota, Metazoa, Chordata, Actinopteri, Cichliformes, Cichlidae. Gene Ontology annotation, molecular function: hormone activity. Gene Ontology annotation, cellular component: extracellular region. The record is from RefSeq and is a predicted model, not a curated record. Bases 107 to 442 code for a protein of 111 amino acids.